CGGUCUAACGUCCAGGAGGCGUUUAGAGACACUGAAUUACCUGAUUUGGAUUUUUUCAUAGCCCUAUAAAUUCGGAUUUCAUUUUGUUUUGCGUACAUUACUUUGACAGUUCUAAGAGCACUGCAAACAUCAAAAGCUGAAAUGCUGGGUGGUGUAAAGGUCGAGAGUAAUGACGACUGGUCAACUUAUUAUCAGGACAACGAGCUUUACUCUGGGGUGAACAAUAUGAGCUCAAGUCUUGGACUCAACAGUUAUCUCCCUGGCACUAUGAUGGCUAGCACCAUGGGACUGCCUUACAUCAACAACGGGCACUCUGGCUCUGCAAUGGGUGGAACUGGAUCAAUAAAUAAUGGCGGUUUGACAGGAAUGAGCACAUCACUGUCUCCCAUGGGAGUUUUUCCAGCUCAGUCUGGGUUUGGAGGAACAGGAAGCUCAUUAUAUGGACUGGAAGUACCCCGAGAUGGCAAGGGAUAUCGCAGGAACUACAGCCAUGCUAAGCCACCUUAUUCUUACAUCUCUUUGAUUAGCAUGGCUAUUCAACAGUCACCAAACAAAAUGAUGACUCUCAACGAGAUUUACCAGUGGAUCCGUGAUCUGUUCCCUUACUACCGUCAAAAUCAACAGCGCUGGCAGAAUUCCAUCCGUCAUUCAUUAUCUUUUAAUGACUGCUUUGUCAGGGUGCCACGCUCGCCUGAAACACCUGGAAAAGGAUCCUACUGGGCACUUCAUCCUGAUUCAGGCAAUAUGUUUGAAAAUGGAUGUUACAUGCGGCGGCAGAAACGUUUCCGGUGUCAGAAGCAGGACAAGAAGAACAGCAGCGGCAGCAGUGGGUCUGUUGCUAAUGGUUUGCCAAAAGAAGACAAAAGAAACCAAGUCAGUUCCCCAGAAUCUUGUCAAGACGCCUCUCCUGCUCAAUCCCCUCAGCCAAGUAUAGAAAAGGUGGAUACAUCUCACACUACUCAUGUUCUAGAACAUUCACCUCGGCAGCUGCAUGAGCCACAACAACAGCGGGAUUCUAUGCCUCAGCACUUUCAGCAUCCGAUCCCUCAACUGGUCCAUCAAGAAAGUUGCCUGAGGACCGAUCAGCUUGCCCACCCUUUUUCAAUUAACAACCUCAUGUCUGCAGACCUACAGCAGCCUGGACAUAGAGCAGACCUGUCCUAUGACCACAGUGUGGCAUAUUCCAAUUAUGGCUCUAGCACUCCUGCACAUCUAAACAUGAACACUUUUGCUGCCCGUGAAAUGUCUCCCCUUGGAGCUGAAGGACCGUACUAUUCUGGCAUGUACUCUGUACCCAUUCUAAGCUCCUCCUGAUGCAGACAUUUUCUACUAUGUCAUUUGUAGACAUUGGUGGCACAAUGAAACACUAAAAUAUGCAGAGACUUUGCCAGCCGAGUGGUGGAAUUAGUGUUAAGAGACAAAGUUAGGUAUGGUAUAUCACAGUUUUAGGAGAAAGAGGACCCUAGAGGUCAAUUUUUAAAAGAUCUCCAAGCAGGCCAUCGUUUACAUACCAGUAGUCAGAUAAAAAAAGGACAUGAUACUCAUUGAAGAGUGUGUUGAGAAAAUGUGGAAAGAAAAUAGUAUUUAGUAGAUCCUAAAGAGUGAGCAGAAGAUAUUGAAUGCUUGUCUUCAAAAAUAUGAUAUAAGAGGAUUUCCCUUUGAGAUUAAAAUUGUACAUGAAUAAAGAGUCCUUUGUAUUAAUCUGGUCAUUUGUCCCAUUGUCUUUAACCUCAUUAGUAGAAGGAAGGAUCUUAAAUGAAAUGUAGUGGGCAUUGAUCACUGAGUUAAUUUUGUUAAAUAUGGAAUUUACUAUUUAUUCAUCUGCAGGUAUACAGUAUGUGUAA
Polypterus senegalus (gray bichir) is the source of this 1844-nucleotide messenger RNA. RefSeq names its product forkhead box protein A4-A-like. Lineage: Eukaryota; Metazoa; Chordata; Cladistia; Polypteriformes; Polypteridae. The record is from RefSeq and is a predicted model, not a curated record. Gene Ontology annotation, molecular function: transcription factor binding; RNA polymerase II cis-regulatory region sequence-specific DNA binding; protein domain specific binding. Gene Ontology annotation, biological process: anatomical structure morphogenesis; regulation of transcription by RNA polymerase II; cell differentiation. The transcript is spliced from 2 exons. The coding region runs from base 142 to 1314 and encodes 390 amino acids.